AUGCCAGCCAGCAAGCUUAUCCGCCACUUCGACAGGUCCAAAAUCGCUCCUGUUAAGGGAGGCUCGAACUUGUCCACAAGAUCGAGAUUCAUCAGGCGGCAGGACACAGAAGGGUCUCCUCCCCCGCCGUCGUCAUCGCCAGCACAGGACCCGAAGCUGCCUUCAGGAUUGGAUGACUUGUCGUCUGAUGAAGAUGACUCCGAGGGAGAAGAUGACCUCUCUGACGACGAGGAAGACUCUGAUGAUUUCAAUCCAUUCGAUCCUGGCGCUGCCACACGGUCAGGCAGCUCGACCAUCUCUCAGACUACGUCGAUGGUGGACAACCCAUUCAUUCCCAAGUCGACGGUCACUGGAUCCGCCACUCCAAUUUCUCAAGGCCAGAGUGCUCACACGCAUCCUGCCACCUCGACCCUGGCAACGUCAACCACUUCGCUCGACAGUGUGCCUGGAGUUGCCACCAAUGCAGCGUCGACAAGUGCAGACAGCUCCAGUUCUUCGGUCGAGAGCUCAAAAUCACCGCAUAUGCUCACAGCUGUUGUGAUAGCGUCAGUACUGGCGGCUAUCUCUGUUCUGGCCAUUGCCUAUCUCCUUUUCCGGUUCUGCACGCCCCUCAAGGCCAGAUUAGCAAAGCAUCGAGGACGGAGAGGACAGAGCCUAUCCUCCCAAGAAGAGAACGGGACAGCUCCAAGGCGAUUGCUGCUGGGAAUGUCACAGGCGAACAACCUGAGUGGAGCGGAGACACUUCGACACACACUCAACGCUCCUCCAAGUGCCAUUGCCACUCCUGCACCGGCUUAUACCAGGCACGCACCUGUCUCAUCGACUCGAAUGUUUCCCGCAGUGCCGCUCCAGAACGGCGGGCUAGAAAAAGAUCCGGAAAACCCUUUCACCGAUCAAGUGCCCCCAUCCCGGAGUAGCAGUGUUAGUAGCCGUCGUCUUCGCAUACGCAGCUUUGGAGAUGAUGGUCUUCGCGAUGGUCUCAACCACGAUAUCGACAAUCGACCACCUACAUACAGGCGCGACGACCACGACCACCACCCUUACGCCUCUGACUUCAACGUCGAUGACUACGCCGCGUCUCGGAUGUCUGCUAGUACGAGAUCGCAUCCAGGCGGCCUGACUAACAACCCUCCCACCAUUCUCGGCCAGAACGGCGCUGCCCAACCGCAUCAGACAACGACAAGGACAACGACGUCCGGGAUUCCGCCUCGACCAGUCAUCCCCGUCCCUGCUCACCUGAACACCUUGAACACCUUGGACAUGAGCCAGUGGACGCCGCCGUCACCAUCAUAUUUUCCUAACCUCUCGCCCGCGAGUUCCCUCAUCGAAUCCCCCCGAAGCCAAUAUCAACCUCGCAUCCGCAAGUCCAUCAGCCCGUCCGACAGCGUCUCGAACGCACCCUUCUCGCCGCGCGCACAGUUCCCCAUGGACCUCGCGCCACCGGUCCUGCCGGCCGGCAUGAACUCCCGAUGGAGUCAAAACUCGUCCAGUGUCAAUGGACCAGUGCUCGACUCACGGAGUGCCGUCGGCAGCGAUGGUCUCCGCAUAACUACCACUGGCGGGAGAGCGUUGCCGCCUCAUCUUCCGCUGCGCGUGAAAAGCUCAAGUUCUGCCUCUACAGUUCCGUCGUCGGCGUCUCGGGCGACCUAG
Molecule: messenger RNA, 1650 nt
Organism: Capronia epimyces CBS 606.96
Lineage: Eukaryota; Fungi; Ascomycota; Eurotiomycetes; Chaetothyriales; Herpotrichiellaceae
Exons: 1
Coding region: 1-1650 (549 amino acids)
Source: RefSeq, a predicted model, not a curated record